GAUAAAGCCCAUUCGCUUCCACUGCCAUAUUUAAGCCACUGGAACGUUUACUACGUUCCGCUUUGCGGCAAACGUAAGUCUCGCGUUAACUGGUUACAGAUGAAGCUAAGGUUUAAACGCUUUGUCCGUCUUUGUAAACCGUUCACUCCCCUGAACCAACGUUUAUUGAGGAAAUCAGCAUUUUUACCUCGCGCAGACACAGGAGCUGCUGCUCCAGAAUGUGGUAUGGAGGCUCCCAAUAUAACCAAGGUGGUCCUGCUGGCCUGCGGCUCCUUCAACCCCAUCACCAACAUGCACCUGAGGAUGUUUGAACUGGCUCGAGAUCAUCUGGAAGACACUGGUCAGUACAGGGUGUUGAAAGGCAUCAUCUCUCCAGUGGGUGAUAGCUAUCAAAAGAAGGGUUUGGUUGAGGCCUCCCAUCGUCUGGAGAUGGCCAAACUGGCCACAGAGAACUCGGACUGGAUCACUGUAGAUUCCUGGGAGACUGAGCAGCCUGAGUGGGUGGAGACAGCGAAAGUUGUCAGGCAUCACUAUGAGGAACUGCUUGCCCUGGAGCAGAAGAGCGAUGACACAGAUACAGUUAAAUACGCCAAAAAGAGACGCAUAGAGGAGAAUUGUUUUCAAUCUUCAUCUCAUCAGAAAAUGAGAGACGGCCCACAGCUGAUGUUGCUGUGUGGAGCUGAUGUUCUAGAGACCUUUGGGGUACCCAAUCUGUGGAAGCAGGAGGAUAUUGUUGAGAUUGUUGGCUACCACGGUUUGGUUUGCAUCACCCGCAGUGGCAAUGACCCCCACAAGUUCAUCCACCAGUCAGACAUGCUGUGGAAGUAUCGCAAAAACAUCCACAUUGUCCAUGAGUAUGUGACCAACGACAUCUCUGCCACCCACGUGCGCCGGGCGCUUCGCCGAGGUUGGAGUGUCAGGUACCUGCUGCCAGACGCCGUGGUUCACUACAUUCAAGAGAGCGACCUUUACAGUGCAGAGAGCGAGCAGAAAAAUGCUGAUGUGGUUCUAGCUCCUUUUCAGAGAUACACAGGAGCUUCCUCAAGCUGAAGAUAUCACGGCUGAGCCGUCUACAACAAGACCCAUGGGUUAACUGUGAUUUAGAAACAAGUCAGCUCCUCAGGUGCCUACUUUACACAGAAGUCUCUUUUAAUGGUAUGUGUGUGUUCUUGUAUUUGUCACCUUUUUCUGACCUAAACACUGACCUUGUUAGGAUAGUCAUAGAAACAAACUGAAAAACUGGCUAGUUUCUGGCUAAGAUUUGAAUUGUGGUUAUGUUAGGGUUAGACAUGAAUUGGCUAAGGUUAGGGACAAGGCCUUGUCUCCUAAAUAAGUCAAGUUCAGUCAAGACAAUGUUGUUUCUAUAACAACCCGGGUUUACCAAAGUGCUUUAUAAUGUAAAAGGUACAACAGCAAAGUACGAAACAAAAACUUUAAACACAAAAAAUCAUAUAAGUGAAAUGGUAAAUCUAGUUAUAGCUGAUAAAAUAUUCUUAUCCUGAAUGUGAUGGUGUAAAUCAAGAAGAAUAGCUGUGUAAACCUGAGUGUGUAUGUGUUUUAUAAUACAUACACAUGUUUUAUAAUAUGAUAUAUAAUUUGUUUUUCUAUCACUGAUGCCGAUCUUUAAAAUUACAUCUCUCUUUUAUUUAAGGAGGAUGAUAUUUCAAAAUCAGCAUGAUUAACCAGCCCAACCAAUUCAUCAGUCAAACUCAAGCCUUCAUAAAUUUUUCUUAGAGUGACGUGAAGUGAUGGUUUUCAUAGUUGCAAUUUUCCAUGAAUAAACGUGUGU
Molecule: messenger RNA, 1789 nt
Organism: Solea senegalensis (Senegalese sole)
Lineage: Eukaryota; Metazoa; Chordata; Actinopteri; Pleuronectiformes; Soleidae
Product: nicotinamide/nicotinic acid mononucleotide adenylyltransferase 1-like
Exons: 5
Coding region: 100-1050 (316 amino acids)
Biological process (GO): NAD+ biosynthetic process
Molecular function (GO): nicotinamide-nucleotide adenylyltransferase activity; nicotinate-nucleotide adenylyltransferase activity
Source: RefSeq, a predicted model, not a curated record